Priceomyces carsonii is the source of this 1815-nucleotide messenger RNA. RefSeq lists its product as uncharacterized. The record is from RefSeq and is a predicted model, not a curated record. The coding region runs from base 1 to 1815 and encodes 604 amino acids. The transcript has a single exon. NCBI's taxonomy places the organism in Eukaryota, Fungi, Ascomycota, Pichiomycetes, Serinales, Debaryomycetaceae. Gene Ontology annotation, cellular component: mitochondrion. Gene Ontology annotation, molecular function: protein-arginine omega-N symmetric methyltransferase activity.
AUGAUUUUUAGACUUACACCCUUGUUAAGGGGCCCAAUCUCAAAAUAUAAUCCUCAGAAGCGGCAUCUCUUCAAAAAAGUCAAGUCUGGAUUGACAUUUAAAACAGAAAAAGAUGCAAGCUUUCAUCAUGAAUACUCAAUCAAGCCGGACACAUUUGCUUUUAAAGUUUCGUCCCAAGACUCCGUUUCAUCCCUAAAUAAAGUGAAACAAGUGCCCAAAAAAGUGACGACACACCCCUUGCAACGACUAGCAGACUCCAAAGGGUUCAGUCCCUUAGAUUUUAUAUAUAGAAACUCCACCAAUUAUCCUUUUGACAAGAAAUCGCCCCAGGAUGUUUAUAAUGAAUAUCCGCUCACAACUGCCCCCAAAUUAGCAAGACAAAAGGAUAAACCAAAGAAAACAAAGAUGUCAGUAUCUGACUUCAUAGAAGAUUCAUUAUAUAAUCCCAAUUAUGGCUACUUUUCAAAGGAAGUUGAAAUUUUUCAUCCUGAUGAGCCUUUCAAGUACAAUCAAAUUGAGGAUGUCGACGAAUUUUUGGAUGCCUGGCAAAAAUCUUACAAAAAGUAUGAAGAACCGUUAGAAUUGCAGCUCAAUGAUACUAAAGAUAUGGUCAAGGUGCUUGCUCCGAAAAAUUCAGAUGCUAAAUAUGCUAGACGAGCGAAAAGUCUUCAAAGAGAAGAGCUUAUGCUGACAGGAAGUACCUCGUCGAAAUCAAUGAGACCGCAAUUAUGGCACACUCCUACUGAGCUCUUCCAACCAUACUAUGGUGAAGCUUUGGCGAGGUAUAUCCUAGUAAACUAUAAAUUGAAUGGCAACUUCCCAUAUCACGAUUUGGUAAUCUACGAGAUGGGUGGUGGAAAUGGAACCUUAAUGUGUAAUAUACUAAACUAUAUUAAGGAAAACGCACCAGAUAUCUAUUUGAGAACUCACUACAAUAUUAUAGAAAUUUCGGAUCAAUUGGCAGCAAAACAGACGCAAAGUUUAUAUAAAUCAAAACUUUUUGAAAGCGGUAUAGAUCCUGAAAAGGUGACAAUAAUCAAUAAAUCUAUUUUCAAGUGGAAUACCGUUGUCGAAGAUCCCUGUGUUUUCAUAGCACUUGAGGUGUUUGAUAAUUUUCCUCAUCACUUAAUUAGAUAUGAUAACAUAACUGGCCAGCCUUAUGAAGGAAAAGUCUUGAUUAAUGAUAAUGGGGACCUUUUUGAAUUUUUCACACCUGAGUUGAGCUAUUAUUCUAAUGCUUAUUUGCAGUUGCGAGAAAACAGCAAGCAUUCUGUUUUAAAUCAGUCCAGUACAUUGCAAGGAAAGUAUGAAACUUUGAAGAGUGUUAUUCCACUAUUAAACAAGGACAACAUUCACCCAUUAUUACAUUCAUCCUCAUUUCUAAGCGUAAAAAAUAGUAUUCUCCCAUUCAAAGAUGGUCUAACACCUGGAGAGUUUAUACCAACAAGCUUGUUACAUUUUUUUCAAGUGUUGGCUUACAGGUUUCCAAACCAUUCAUUAAUAUGCUCAGACUUUAAUUACCUUCCAAAUAGUAUUAAAGGCUAUUUUAAUGGUCCAGUUGUGCAGACCAUGCUCCAGAACAGAAUGAUUGAUGUCAGCACAUACAUGUGCUACCAAGGCCACUUUGACAUAAUGUUUCCUACAGAUUUUGACAUUGCUAGCGAAUUAUACGCGAAAGUCACAAAAAAACUAGCUAGAGUCGAAUCUCAUAAAGAGUUCUUGACCCAGUGGGCGGAUUUGGACAUAACAACUACCAAAAAAGGGGAAAAUCCUAUGUUGAAUUUCUACAAGAACGUAAGUUUCAUGGUCAGUUAA